Chenopodium quinoa (quinoa) is the source of this 1518-nucleotide messenger RNA. RefSeq names its product putative S-adenosyl-L-methionine-dependent methyltransferase MSMEG_1480/MSMEI_1444. Lineage: Eukaryota; Viridiplantae; Streptophyta; Magnoliopsida; Caryophyllales; Amaranthaceae. Gene Ontology annotation, molecular function: methyltransferase activity. Gene Ontology annotation, biological process: methylation. The record is from RefSeq and is a predicted model, not a curated record. The coding region runs from base 133 to 1089 and encodes 318 amino acids. The transcript has 7 exons.
AAAGAAAAUAGACAUCUUGCUACGGAGUAGUCUGUAACUUUGUAUGAUAAGACAUGUAAGACUGUAAUUGAAGUUGAACAGCUUUUCCCACUCAAAUCUCUACAUUCUUCGGCAAAUCUAUCCUCUUUAAAGAUGGAAGCUUUGCAAUGUUUCAGGAAUUUCAGCCAUGUCCCAACCUUUGCUGCAUUCCUCCAUAACCAAUACAACCUCAAUAAAUCGAAAAACCGAUUCAGGGUCGCCGUAAAUUUGAGCAGUGAUGACGACCCUUUUCUUCAAGCUGCCCUGCAUUCUGCUACUCUUCGUUUCCAAGAAACCCAUCGCCCAGACCCUCUUUUCCAUGAUCCUUAUGUGGCUUGCUUGGUUCCUGCAAAUAUUCCUGUCUAUAUGGAGCAGCAUGUGCACCCUUAUUGCCUUGCUACCAAGUUCAUUGAUGAUAGUUUGCUCCAAAAUUUGAGAAAUAACGAUGAACUGAAACAGGUUGUUUUGUUGACAGAUGGUGCCGAUACCCGUGUUUAUAGACUAACUUGGCCAAGUUCUACAUUGAUAUUUGACAUAUCACCAGAUAGAAUCUACUGCAACGUAUCUCAGAAGCUUAAAGAUAUUGGUGCUCAGAUCAGCAGGAGCUGCUUAUUGCUUCAUGUUUCACUAGACUCUUCUAACAUACAAGAAGUCCUGCGUAAGAAAGGAUUUAAUGGUAACCGCCCCAGUAUAUGGGCUCUCCAGGGCCUGCCUUUAAUGACAUUGACAAGUUUUGAAGAUAUUCUGUCUGCUGUCAGUAGUUUAGCCAUGAAGGGAAGUCUUGUAAUGGGAGAAGUCCCUGUCUGUUUAGCAGAAACUGAAGUUGAGCUGAAGACCAGUCAUGAAGAAUGGAUGCACAAGCUUUUCAUGCGCCAUGGAUUUCAGGUUCAUGUGAUCGAUUAUAAAGAUGUGGCUAGUAGUUUGAGUAGAGAUCUAUCAAACGAAACCUCUAGCACUAUGCUCUUUGUUGCAGAGCAUAUGAGAUUUUCUGAUGAUCAGAUGGAAAUGUGGCGAAGUGAAUUUCAAAGGACUGAAGAGGAAGCCGACGAAGAAGGGUUUGAAGAUCUGUAAACAUAUUCAAGGAGUUUUCAAUUAUAAGUUGUAAGCAUUCAAACAAUUUUGAAGUCCAAAAAAUAUUCAAUUAUUAGUGAUGGAAUAUAAUUUUAAUGUUGUUACUCACAAACACAAACGGAAACUUUUUUUUUUUUGGUUGGUAAGGGAGAAGGGCCCUACCGAGCCUGAACCUUUCACAGGUCCUUCCGGCCCGGGUUAGCGGGCUAGACAAUUCGGAGGAGGGGGGGGGGGUAAGAGAAUCCCACUCCCCCAAAUUGUCACUAUUGAGUAUUGAACCUCCCCAACCUCAUGGUUGGAAGGUACUCUCCUUUCCACUAGACCAAGCUUGGCUUGGUAAUACAAACGAAAUUAAUAUUCCAGAAUCAAAAUACUCUCACUAUAUUACAAUACUUGUAUUACAAUUACAUUGGUUAAAUAUAAUCAGUA